Molecule: messenger RNA, 1069 nt
Organism: Caenorhabditis angaria
Lineage: Eukaryota; Metazoa; Nematoda; Chromadorea; Rhabditida; Rhabditidae
Source: the annotation of a GenBank genome assembly
AUGAGUGAGCACAACGAGAAGCUUGACGGUAAUGAGAUACUGUGGACACAACUUCGAGAAUAUGGAUGGGAUGAUCAACUCAUUCAAACUAUUAUCGACAACUGUGAUACGGAGAAAGAUGAUUGUGAUACCGAAGAGGGCCGGAUGAGACAGGCUCAACGAGCAGUUCAAAAAAUGAUUUUCGAUGCCGAAAUUCAAGCAGAAUAUAAGGAGAAGACUAAAGAGGUCAGUCUGGAAAUCAUUAAUUUUAAAAAUCAUUUGAGGAUAUGAUUUAUUUUCAAAAGGCACUAGACCACACGAACUGUUGCUCUUUCCUUUUUCUUAAAAUUUCGAAACUUCUGUCAAAUCAUUAGAUAAUGUAAAUUAAUAAGAAUACACUGUACGACCUACUGAAAUUCAUCUUUCAAGAGUUUAGCUCCACCCACUUCCUUAAUUGUUAUCAAUCAUUCAAGAUACUGUUUUUGACACCAUAACAAAAAUUUUGAAACAACACAGCUUCACCGAAUUAUCAUCAAUAUUCCAAGAGUCUUUUCCUCGAUGUUGAUCUUCAUAUUGUACUUUGUUAUUCAACAAUAAUAACAUGUUUAGACAUUUCUCAGAACUAAAACAAAAAACAAUCGGUCGUGUGUUUUUUUCUUGAAAAACUGAUAAAUAACAAACAAAAAACUUCCAGCUUGUUCCAAUUGAUUUGGCUGUUGAAAUGAAAAAACAAGAUUUUCCAACUUCAUGGGAUGAAAUCAAAGAAAAAUACAACAUCCAUCUGAUCACAGAUAAAGAAACGGGUCGAAUCCUCAACAAUGAUGUUCAAGAAUAUCGAUCUCCAGGAGAUAUACGAAAAGUGUGGAGAACAAAACGUAAGAAUGUCACCAUUAGUCUUACGGAUUAUUUGUUGAAGAGGUUUGUGGAUGAAUAGUUUUUCCCUAAUAAAAAUUGUUUUUUAAGAUUUGAUAUGGUUUUGCCUGAAAAUACAAUAAUGAUUCGUUCGGAUGAAGAUAUUUUGCCACUUGAGAAAAUUAUGGCCCACACAAAACCGAAAACAGAUUGGACAUUUAAUUUAUUAGAUAAAUAA